UGGUAUAUGGAGAUUGCUGCAGGAGCCCCUGUGUACUAGCAGUGCUGCAGUGUGUGAUGAGCUGAGUGCAGUGCUGGGACGUUACCAGCCUCUUCAUUGACUCUCUGGCGUGUUUCUUCCUGUGUGGUGGCUGCAUCAAUAGAAUAUAGCAGGAAGAACAACACUUAGAGGAAGUGUCUGCCAUUAACACUUGAGAUAAAGCAAUGACUGAAUUUCUCUUCUGCUUUAGCUGUUGCAUUGGUGCCCAGCCACAACCAAGGCGAAGGCGGAUUGAUCGAAGUAUGAUUGGGGAACCUAUGAACUUUGUACACACAGCUCAUGUAGGCUCAGGAGACUCAAAUACUGGCUUUGCUCUGGGAGGAUCGUUUCAGGACCAGAUGAAAUCAAAAGGCGGUUACUCACCUGGUAUUUCUGAAGUGGCGCUGUAACUGACUUGGAAGGGGGAAAUGUUUUUUCCACAAAUGGACAUUUUGUUUCUUACUGGGGAAAAAAAGAAACCCCUGGCAAUAAACUGAAAAUCUGCGAUUCGGUCUCUUAUGUGAAAAGGGCAGAACCCGCUCUGAGGAAAACAAAAUGGCCUCCCAGUUAGAAAAAGCAAAUGACUUCUGAAAACUGUAAAAUGUCCUCAUUGAAUCAUUUAUUUUUAAUUGCUUAAGCACAUUUCAUUCUGCAUUUGUAAACCUGGCGUCUGGAACGCAUUGGCACUUGCAAUUAUUUCUUUGCCCAGCAAUGAUGCUUUAAUGUUUGCUCUUGGAAUCUACACUGGUACCCUGGGACUCCAUGUUCUAAUGUGCCAUGCAAUAAAUCACAAUGUUGGCAUGGUGUUUUAUUUUCACAAUAAGAUUAAAGUCACAAUGUUGAUAUUUAAAAAUGGUUUGCUUUUUCUUUUGACUACUUAAAUAUAAAUUUUAUAAGGUUCCUACCUCACAAAGAAAUGGGCAUUGAGUGUCAAUUUAUAUUCUCACACUUGUUUAUAAUAUAUUCUAUUUAUUAAAUACCAAAUAUCUAAUUGAGUAGUAAAUAAAAUGUUACAAUCUAAAGAUAGAAUAUUUGUCAAAUUGUUUAAAUGACUGUAUUUCUUAGAUUAUUUUUCACCCAUGUUACUGCAUUUAAAUAUUGUAUUUCAAAAUAAAAGCUUAGCAGGCUACUGCUUGCUAUACAUUGAUGGACGUUAAAAAUGCAUCUCUUUAUGAGUGAGUUAGUGGAAAUAUUGUUAAUUGGAUUCUUAUGUCUGUUAGUGUAUUUAUCAACUUUUGGGUUGUAAAUAUGACAUAUGUCAAUAAAGCAAGCUAGGUUUUGGAAUGGUUUGAUUAGUAAUUGUUUAACGAGCACAAACCCCAGCUAUGGAGACCGUUAAAAUGGUCAAAUAAUCUGGAUUUUGUCAGUUUUCCUAGUUUGCUAUGUUGGAAUGCAAAUGUUUUAAUGUCAGAUAUUUCAUGUUUGCUGUUGCCAUUCUCAAUGAACUUCUGGUGCUCUGUCAAUCUUUAAUAAAAUAUCUUUUAAAACGUUUGCCCUCAAAGGCUAACUUUGAACCUGA
Molecule: messenger RNA, 1537 nt
Organism: Pelobates fuscus (common spadefoot toad)
Lineage: Eukaryota; Metazoa; Chordata; Amphibia; Anura; Pelobatidae
Product: CDC42 small effector protein 2-C
Exons: 5
Coding region: 204-428 (74 amino acids)
Biological process (GO): regulation of Rho protein signal transduction
Cellular component (GO): plasma membrane
Molecular function (GO): small GTPase binding
Source: RefSeq, a predicted model, not a curated record